Molecule: messenger RNA, 2926 nt
Organism: Aureobasidium pullulans EXF-150
Lineage: Eukaryota; Fungi; Ascomycota; Dothideomycetes; Dothideales; Saccotheciaceae
Product: alanyl-tRNA synthetase
Exons: 8
Coding region: 1-2880 (959 amino acids)
Biological process (GO): alanyl-tRNA aminoacylation; tRNA modification
Cellular component (GO): mitochondrion; cytoplasm
Molecular function (GO): aminoacyl-tRNA deacylase activity; amino acid binding; ATP binding
Source: RefSeq, a predicted model, not a curated record
AUGGCUGACACAAACACCGAGCACCAGUGGAAUGCUGUCAAGGUGCGCAGCACUUUUAUUGACUAUUUCGUCAAGAAGAGAGGCCACACGUUUGUGCCUUCCUCUUCCGUCGUGCCCCACUCGGACCCGACUCUUCUCUUCGCCAAUGCUGGAAUGAACCAGUACAAGUCUAUCUUCCUUGGAACUGUUGAUCCCUCAUCUGAUUUCGCCUCGCUCAAGCGUGCCACAAAUUCUCAAAAGUGUAUUCGCGCCGGUGGAAAGCACAAUGACCUGGACGAUGUCGGCAAGGACUCUUACCAUCACACAUUCUUCGAGAUGUUGGGUAACUGGAGUUUCGGCGACUACUUCAAGAAGGAGGCUAUUGCCUGGUCAUGGGAACUCCUGACCAAGGAGUACGGCCUCAACCCCGACAGAAUGUACGUCACCUACUUCGAGGGUGACAAGGCAAGUGGCCUCGAGCCCGAUCUUGAAGCCAAGGAGCUCUGGCUGUCCGUCGGUGUCCCCGAGGACCACAUUCUUUCUGGAAACAUGAAGGACAACUUCUGGGAGAUGGGUGACCAGGGCCCGUGCGGUCCUUGCAGUGAGAUUCACUACGACAGAAUUGGCGGUCGUAACGCUGCCCACCUCGUCAACAUGGACGACCCCAACGUCCUGGAGAUCUGGAACAACGUCUUCAUUCAGUACAACCGCGAGUCUGACAAGUCUCUACGCCCCCUCCCUGCAAAAUCCAUCGACACAGGCAUGGGCUUUGAAAGAUUGGUGUCGAUUCUUGCCGACGUUCCUAGCAACUAUGAUACCGAUGUGUUCAGCCCUCUGUUUGACCGCAUUCAGGAGAUUACUGGUGUCCGCAAGUACGAGGGCAAGUUCGGCAGCGAGGAUGCUGAUGGUAUCGACACUGCCUACCGUGUCGUUGCUGACCACGUGAGGCUACUCACUUUUGCCAUCUCUGACGGUGGAAUCCCCAACAAUAUGGGCCGCGGUUACGUUGUCCGCCGAGUCUUGCGUAGAGGUGCCCGCUACGCUCGCAAGUACCUGAACACCGAGAUUGGUAGCUUCUUCUCAAAGAUUGUUCCCACUCUCGUUGCCCAGAUGGGCGACAUGUUCCCCGAGAUCAAGAAGAAGGAGCAGGAUGUCAAGGAGAUCCUCGACGAGGAGGAGCUUUCAUUCGCCAAGACCCUUGACCGUGGUGAGGCCAUGUUCGAGAAGUAUGCUCAGCAGUGCAAGGAAAACAACACAAAGUCCCUUUCCGGUUCUGAUGUCUGGCGUCUUUACGAUACCUACGGUUUCCCUGUCGAUCUUACUCAGCUCAUGGCUGAAGAGCGUGGCCUUACCAUCAACGAGGAAGAGGUCAACGAAGCUCAGGCCAGGGCUAAGGAGGCCAGUAAGGGUGAGAAGAAGGCUGGCGCCGAUCUGGUGAAGCUUGAUGUCCACGACCUUGGUAAGUUGGACGGCAUGACCGAAGUUACCAAGACCGACGACGAACCCAAGUUCGGUCGCGGUAACAUCACCUCUGAAGUCAAGGCCAUCUACUACAACAGGCAAUUCCUCUCGAGCACCUCCGAGAUUCCUGAGGGCGAGCAGUUCGGUGUCAUCCUCGACAAGACCAACUUUUACGCCGAGCAGGGUGGUCAGGAGAACGACACUGGCAAGAUUCUGAUUGAUGGCGAGGCCGAGUUGGACGUCCAGAACGUUCAGAGCUACGGUGGUUACAUCCUCCACACUGGUUACAUGACUUACGGCACUUUCAAGACUGGCGACUCCGUCAUUUGCGAGUACGAUGAGCUCCGCAGACACCCCAUCCGCAACAACCACACUGGUACUCACAUCCUCAACUUCGCUCUUCGCGCAGUCCUCGGUGACGAUAUUAACCAGAAGGGUUCGCUUGUCGCUCCCGAGAAGCUUCGUUUCGAUUUCAGCCACAAGGCUGCUGUUUCGGACAAGGAGCUGCAGGAGGUCGAGAACAAGAGCACAUCUUACAUCCGCCAGAACAGCCCUGUCUACUCAUUGGAGGUACCACUCGCUACCGCCAGAAACAUCAAGGGUGUCCGCGCUGUUUUCGGUGAGACCUACCCUGACCCCGUCCGCGUCGUCAGUGUUGGUGUGCCCGUUGAGCAGCUUCUCGAGGACGUCCACAACCCCGAGUGGGAGAACGUCAGUGUCGAGUUCUGUGGUGGUACCCACGUUGACAAGACUGGUGAGAUCAAGGAAUUGAUCAUCCUCGAGGAGGGCGGUAUUGCCAAGGGUAUUCGCCGUAUCAUUGCCGUCACUGGUCAGGCUGCCCACGAGGUCCAGAGAGUAGCCCAAGAGUUCUCAGACGAGCUCGCUCUCUUGGAGAAGAUGUCUUACAGCCCUCAGAAGGAGCAGAAGGCCAAGCAGUUGCAGGUCCAGCUCAACCAGUUGACCAUCUCUGCCGUUACCAAGACUCAACUGAAGGAGCGCUUCGCCAAGGUUGCAAAGGCCAACCUUGACCAGCAAAAGGCAUUCCUCAAGGCCGAGAACAAGGCCGUCACCGACACAAUCGCCAAGCACUUCACCGAGAACCCCGAGUCGAAGCGCCUGGUCGUCCGUGUCCCCAUCUCCGCCAACUCAAAGGCCAUCAGCGAGGCCAUCAAGACCAUCAGCUCAAAGCAAAAGGACAAGACCAUCUACCUCAUCGCCGCCGAUGAGUCCGAGGGCAAGGUCGUCCACGGCUGCCACGUCUCCGCCGAGGCCAAGGAGAAGGGUGCCGAUGCUCCCGCUUGGGCCAACGAGAUCGCUGGUGUUCUCGGUGGAAAGGCUGGUGGCAAGGGCGCCACUUCCCUUGGACAGGGUACUCAGCCUGAGAAUGUUGAUCAGGCUGUCGAGCUCGCCACCAAGUACCUUGAGAAGCUUGGUCUGUAAGGAGAGGAAGAUGCUGAACAGUGUACUGGCUUCAGACUCGCAUCCG